Messenger RNA from Suillus plorans, 531 nucleotides. RefSeq lists its product as uncharacterized. The record is from RefSeq and is a predicted model, not a curated record. The transcript is spliced from 4 exons. Bases 1 to 531 code for a protein of 176 amino acids. NCBI's taxonomy places the organism in Eukaryota, Fungi, Basidiomycota, Agaricomycetes, Boletales, Suillaceae.
AUGAUGUACUCCAACAUUCUCUCUCUGAUCUGCACUAUAUGGAUACUUCUUAUUCCGUGUGCUGCCCGUGUUAUCGUUAGAGACACAGGUCAGUACUGUUUUAUGGCUCAGAUGAAUACCGGUAACCUGUAUAAUGAACUUGCCCCUGAUAUAGAAGGUGAUGAUCUCUUGCAGCUAGAUGUGAACGUUGCAAUAGCAGUGUCAGGAACGUAUUCGGUGCUAACCGUCCACGACAAGAUCGUUGCAAAUAGAGGCAAAAAUUCGAGCUGUUCUAAAUGCGGCGGAGGCCCGGUCGACGCCAGCCAACAGCGCCUUGUGGCAACUAAAUGUCCACGAGAAAGUAUUGCCCAGCCGAGGGCAAACGAACCACAACAGACAUUCGCUGGAAGUCUUCGGCAACCUACUAUUCACGAAGGCGUAGCUUCUUGGCAACUGCUCACCAAGACGUUAGCGGUUUUUAAACGCACUGGAAGUGCUGUUGGAGGAUUUUUAUUUGAGUACGCCGUUCAUGACAAGAUCGUCGAUUCUUAA